Molecule: messenger RNA, 1537 nt
Organism: Oncorhynchus nerka (sockeye salmon)
Lineage: Eukaryota; Metazoa; Chordata; Actinopteri; Salmoniformes; Salmonidae
Product: macrophage mannose receptor 1-like
Exons: 6
Coding region: 89-1156 (355 amino acids)
Source: RefSeq, a predicted model, not a curated record
AGAAAGGGGAGAGAGUUGGUUAGCGAGAGAGAGAUAGAGAGAGACGGAGACAGAGCGAGAGUAAGAGAGUUUUCUUCAAACAACAGUGAUGGAAACGUUGUUGUAUCUCACCCUGCUAAUCUCAGGGUUCUACACACCUUCCUCAUGUCUUCAUCAGUAUCACCUCAUUAGCAACUAUAUGAACUGGACUGAUGCCCAGAGUUACUGCAGAGCACAUUACACUGAUCUGGCUACAGUAGAUGACAUGGAGGACCUGAACAGGCUGAUGACCAGUGUCAGUAGUUAUCAUUUCUGGUUCAUUGACUAUACAUUAAAAUUAAGGCACUGGAUUGGACUGAAGAAGGGAGACUCCAUGAAGUGGAACUGGUCUCUGGCAGACAGACGUUUCUACAGAGAGGGGGAGACUGAGUUCAGAAACUGGGACACUGGGACGCCCCAAAAUGGUAACUGUGCUUUAAUGACUACAGCUGGUCUGUGGAACAACACCUCCUGUGAUGACCAGCAUCACUUCAUCUGUUAUGAUGGAAAACAAGACACCAACCUAACAUACGUCUUAAUUCAGGAGAACAAGACCUGGAUAGAUGCUCAGAGUUACUGCAGACAGUAUCACACAGACCUGGUCAGUGUGAGGAACCAGACUGAGAACACAGAGAUAGAGAAGAAGAUAUCACUGAGGGGACUUCCUGUGUGGAUCGGUCUGUUUCUAGACUCCUGGAGAUGGUCAGACCAGAGUGACUCCUCAUUCAGAAACUGGUUGUCAGGACGGCCUUCAACAGAUCAGGGAUACAACUGCACUCUGGUGCAUUCUAAUCCUUCUGAUUAUACUAAAUGGGUAAAUCAACCCUGUGACGUCAACUAUCCUUUCAUCUGCUAUGCUGUGGAGACCCCUGAGAAACCUCAACUGAAGAGACAGGUGGUGAGAAUGAAGAUGACCCCAAAGGAUCAAAAUAUGAACCUCAGUGAUCCUGCUGUUCAGGACACCAUCUUACAAGUUAUAAGGAACAAGCUGAAGGAGCAGGGGUUACCUGCAGACACCAAAGUGACAUGGAAAAAGCAGCCUGAUGGGAAGGUCUUCCACAAGGAGGAAGAGGGGUCUCCCAAGAAAGAAGAGGAGGAGAAGAAGAUGAAGAGGAUGAUGACAAAGAGAGAACUCUAAUUAUGUUAAAUGUUCUCCUAACUUUUCUCUUUUUUAAAUUUAGAUCUGUACUGGGAUGUAUUUUCUGAACCUAAUUCAAUGUGUUUUAUUAAUUAAAUUGUUUAAGUAUAAACAUUAAUAGUUUAUCUUGAGAUGUUUUUCUUGAUAAUUUUCUUGACUUGGUUGUUUUAUUACAAGGUUUGUUCUCAAGAUAGACAUUUCACACAUCAUGUCUGUAAAUGAGUUAUUUGUAGUUAUGUUGAUAUUCAGGGCUGUGAAAGAGUAUUUGCCUCCUUUCUAAUUUGCUCAACUUUUACAGAUUUAAGAUGCUGAAUGUUAUCAGAUCUUCAAAGAAAACAGAAUAUUAGAUGAAGGGAACCUGAGUGAACAAGUAACACAACA